AUGAGCGACGGCCGGUCAUGGCGGGGCGUCUACGAGGAGUUUUUGUGGACUCUCUUUGAGGAUGCGCAUUCCAUCAUUGCCGAGAUACUGCGGCUUGCCGACGAAAUCCCAGCAGCCCUGCGCGACCCGGCCAAAUCUCGUUUUCGCAUGGUGUUGGCCGAUUUUUCCUACUUUGAGAAAAGCGACCAUUUUGAAGCGGGAUUCAGAGGGAAUAAGGAGCUCGAUGAUCUCUUCUACGACGAGCACGAGGAGCAACUCGGCCGCUUCGAGCAACUCUUCAACGCAAUCGCUAAUUUUAUUCGAGGCUUUCAAGACGACGAUCGGACAAACGUCGAAUUCCUCGUCGACCUUUUGCGGGCUCGCACGGCUGCUGGUGACACGCUCUUUAAGCGCGUGAAAUUGAACGCGAAUUUUGUCCGGGACGCGAUACGGGUUUUCGAUUCCGGGAUGUUUCAGACAAGCUCAAACUCGUUAGGGCGGUUGCGCACGAGGGCACCACAGGUGCUCUGCGGUUGCCUCUUCUUUGCGCCGUCCAUCCUCAACGACGCGCAGCUGAUGCGCAAAUUGAUCGACAACUAUUUCCGGGAGCAAUGGGUGAUCUCCUUGGGGAUGGGGACUGUCGUCAACCUGUUCGACGAAUGGGCCUCGUAUAAAGGGGCUCAGGCGGCCCUCGCCGCUAAUAUGGAUGUCAUCAGGGCCAAAGAAGUUGCGGGGAACAAGCUGAAGAGCCUGCGGGCCGUCGAGCUGCCCCAGGGCCAAAUCGGGGCCGAGAAGCUGAAGCCGUGCAUCGGGCUUAUUGCGCAGUACAACGCCCAACUGCGCUGGCUCGUCCUCCAUUCGGGCAAGUUUUUAAAAGGAGAACAGAAAUGGGGACUCGGGAAGAAAGCGCUGAGCUACGCGAUCGCCGUCCAGACCGCCACCCAAUUCCAGCUGCGCGCGCUGCGCGCCACACUGAGGAUUGCCAACUUCGAGAUUGAGUUUUUCAAGACCUACCACGAAUACCUUGGCCAAAAGGACGAGUCGAUCCGUCGAUUGACAGCCUCGGCCUGUGAGAUGUUGGGCGAAAUAGCGGCCGUCUUCAGCCAGGGUUUUGCCUCACUGCGUGUCGAGAAGAAAACCAAACUCCACGAUUGGUUACUGGUGCUCCAGAAGACGCUGGCGGAUGCCCAGCCGAAGACGCCGGGCGAAGGCGCCGAGCUGGCCAAGCACGUAAAACGCCGCAUCGUCCAGGUGGGCGAAAUGCUGGACCUGGGCGGGAAUUUGGCCAUGGCGCAGUAUUUGGAGAAGAUCGGAGUUGAACUCGACGCGCUCGCCGCCGCGCACCAAGUCAGCCCGGGUGAACUGCGCCGGGCCGAGACAUCCGCCUGCUCUGCGUACGCGUGGGCAAUAGUCGACACAUGGUCUCCGCAAGUCGAGAAGCUGCUCGUCGAGUCGAGCAACAGCGCCACGGUCCGCGCCCUUUUUCAUAAGCUCUCGCUAGCGGUGACGAACUUGUCAAACGACUUGCACACGGAAGAGCGUCGGAAGAUGAUCGCUGACGCGUAUUCUGCGCAGCUCGAGAAAAGGUUGCGGAAAAUCGUCCAAUCGGUGCCACGACAUCUCUUUGUUCUGCUUCGGGAUAACGUUGCAGCACUACUGGAGACUGAGUGGCCAGCACAGAUUUUGAAGGAAGAGGCUAAAGAAAUGGCCGACUUCGAGAGCAACUUCAAGCUGGCUGAGGCGACGUCGACCAUCUCGAACAUGAGCGUCGGAAUUUCGAGGAUGUCGCUGACAAGGGUCGGCACACUGGAGGUGCGCCCUCGCGAAUUGCUGACCGAGGGGAUCCGAGCUGAGCUACGAGCACGACUCCCGGAAGUGAUGGUUGUGAAGGAGAGCGGAUUGCGGAGUUGCCUGUCCUACCUCACGAAAGCGCUGCAUAGCUUGCACACGUCGUUCCUCUACCUGUGCGAGCAUAUCGAUGUGGCUGGGCAUGAGAUGUGGAGGAAUGAGUUAACCGGUUGUCUACAACGGAUGGCCGAGGAGGAGAUGACCUCCCUAAUAGCUCAAGAAUCGCUAAAGGGCAAGAACGGCCGAUCAACGACGUUGAACCCCACCACGGCACUCGGCAUAACCACCCAGAUGCUGCUCAGCGCAUCGUCGCCCAGUACGACACGCUACUGUGAGGCCGAGAUGAGCUGGCGAGAGCUGAAGUCAAAUCGGGAGAUGUUGACGAGCAAUGAGGCAAAUGGGAUUGAGAGUAUCCUCUCCAACUUACCAACCUUUGCCCUCGACGAGACGUUCUUCAAGUCAAAGAUUUUUGAUGUCUUGCAAAAGGCUACUGCCGCUCAGACCGGAAUGCACGCCGACUUGGCAAAGGUGGGUCAAUGCGUACUCUUGCGUACCCUCCUCGGGCAGUCGCGGCGUGAGGGUGCCACACUCCGAACGCCAGCUCUGGCAGCCGCUCUCGAGUCGGCAAAUCGCUCCGCCCUCUCGACCCCAGAAGCCUUUCCGGAAGCCGCGCUCGAGCUGCUAUGUGACUUGCUGCGCGGGAACGCACACGUGCGGCCCGCGCUUACCAAGUUUCAGGGGAUCAAGAUCCCGACACACACGGCGUUGGUCUUGUUCAGCACCUGCCUCGGCCUUUCCCAGCGUUUCCAAACAGGCUCGAAGUUGUGCCCAGCCAGCCUCCUUGCCGGCUUCCAAGCUUUUGCGCAUCAAUUCGGUUUGGAGCUGGAGGUGCUGGCCAUCGCCCGUCUCUUCAACGACUCGAUCAGGACCGCCCAACCGCUCGCCAAACUGCCCGCCCACUACGUGAAUAUCCUGUCAACGGUUGAAGGGGUCCUGGAA
Messenger RNA from Mesorhabditis spiculigera, 2826 nucleotides. NCBI's taxonomy places the organism in Eukaryota, Metazoa, Nematoda, Chromadorea, Rhabditida, Rhabditidae. The record is from the annotation of a GenBank genome assembly.